Molecule: messenger RNA, 1407 nt
Organism: Manihot esculenta (cassava)
Lineage: Eukaryota; Viridiplantae; Streptophyta; Magnoliopsida; Malpighiales; Euphorbiaceae
Product: monoacylglycerol lipase ABHD6
Exons: 4
Coding region: 52-999 (315 amino acids)
Molecular function (GO): catalytic activity
Source: RefSeq, a predicted model, not a curated record
AAUACGAUACAAAGGAAACAGAGGAGAGAGAUUAGAGUACAGAGACGUGAAAUGGCCAAGUGUUUUAGCUUCACUGCUUCCCGAGACUCCUGUUAUCGCCACUCCUUCACUAAGGGGGGCCUCAAAUCCUCCACCACCGAUCUCGGCGAUGGUACCGUCAUGCACUGCUGGGUCCCCAAAAUUCACGUCCCCUCUAAGCCUUCGCUGCUCUUGAUUCACGGCUUCGGCGCCAACGCAAUGUGGCAGUUCAACUACUUCAUCCCUCCUUUGAAGUCUAAAUUCAAUCUCUACGUCCCUGACCUCCUCUUCUUCGGCGAUUCCUACACGACCCGACCCGAGCGGACCGAGGCGUUUCAGGCCCAAUGUGUCAUGGCUCUUAUGGAUGCGCUUAAUGUUAGGAACAUGGAUCUCGUGGGGCUAAGUUACGGUGGUUUUGUCGCCUACAGUAUGGCGGCGCUGUUCAAGGAGCGCGUCGGGCGAGUGGUGCUGGGAUGCGCUGGAGUGUGCUUGGAAGAAAAGGAUAUGGAGGAAGGGAUGUUUCAAGUGAAGACUGUGGAUGAGGCCAUCAGUCUUUUGUUGCCUCAGACUCCCGAGAAAGUUAGACAGUUGAUGCGAUUGUCGUUUCAUAAGCCUCCACAGACUGCUCCGUCUUGUUUUCUGAACGAUUUUAUCGAGGUGAUGUGCACAGAAUAUCGUCAAGAGAGGAAAGAACUGAUUCAGGCACUACACAAGGAUAGAAAGCUGUCUAAUCUUCCCAAGAUAAGCCAGCCUACGCUCAUAAUCUGGGGAGAAUAUGAUCAGGUCUUCCCACUCGAGUUGGCACAUAGAUUAAAAAGGCACAUUGGUGAAAAUGCAGAAUUGGUGAUUAUAAAAAAUGCGGGGCAUGCACUUAAUGCAGAGAAGCCUAAAGAGAUGUACAAGCACAUGAAAUCUUUCCUCAUUGACACUCCACCUCCUACUAAGCAAGAAAACUACACAAAUGGUCACAAAGCAGAUUGAAAGGUCCGCAAGCAGCAAAUGACCUUAGGAGUUCUUGAUCCCUCAGUUGAGCCGAAAUUUCGCAAGAUAUGUCUUGCGGUGGAGGAUAGCACUGUCAGUCUAGAUGAAGGUACUCUAUUAGAUUUAAAGCCAGAGUUAAAUCAACGCAAGAGAUAUUAGCUAGAGUUCCUCUAUCUCUUAGGAAGUUUGCCAGGUCACCCAUGGAAUUUGAUCUGGAAGGGCUGAUUCCUUGCUUUCACGAUUCAAUGAGCAGUUUGUAUUAUUGAAGGCCCUUGCAGUGUUUGUGUUGUUGUACGGCAGAUGCAUAUAGGUAUUAGGAAAAUACUUGUAUAGACUCGAUGUGUGUGGACGCAAAACAUUAUAAGGAUAAAUUUUAUUUAUAGUAAUAAUAAUGUGGUUUUACUUAAA